UAUAUCACCCGAGUUCGCUCCACGCAUAUCUCUGCCAGACCGACACUGAAGUGGACGCAAGCAUGUGUGGGCUUUUUAGAUGGUUUGCGAUAGUACAACGUUAAACAAAGACAGGUUGGGAUAAUGGCUUCUAUACAUACUUACAUAUAUGAGAGGUCUUACAUGUUUACUUUAUGAGACGGAAAGAGACUCCAGUCGAUCUGUCGCCACCCCGUAUCCACUUGUGCUGGUAAAAAAAAAGUCAGUCAGUCAGCCCAGCAUCGAGCAGUCAUGGCAGCAGACCGGACACGGACAACACUUGAAGAAAAUGACGACGUUCACCGAACAGAUGAAGGAUUCCAGGAGCAGGCUGGCCAUGUACCCAAGAGACAUGGCCGGGUCACGGUCAAGUACAACCGGAAAGAGUUGCAGAGGCGGCUCGACGUCGAGAAGUGGAUCGAUGAGAGCCUGGAUGUGCUCUACGCUGGUCAGGAAGGAGAUAUACCAGAAGAGGUGAAUAUUGACGAUUUAAUUGACCUACCAGAUGAUAUGCAACGCAUGAACAAGUUGCAGGAGCUUCUUCAAACCUGUAAUAAUAAUACAGAGACUUUCAUCCGAGAGCUGGUGGAGAAGCUCGAGGGAGUUCACAGGCAGGAAGAGCUCCAGAGCGAAGGCAUCGAGCAUCCGGUCAUCUGUCACAGCCACCAUCGCCAUGAGCCUUAUCACUUCAACAACCCGCACCACGUCCAACAAGCCCCAGGCCAGAACCAGACCCUCUGACGAAACCCACACUCAACACACACACUGUAGUUAAGGCAGCACCAAGUACAGUAACUAAUGUCAUCAACAAUCCACCUACAAAAGUUAUUAUAAUGAUGUAUUUUGCAAGUCAAGUGCAUGCAAAUUCACAUGCAAAAACAUUUAGACAAACAUUUAAAGGAUUUUGACUGCACUUCGUUCGAGAGAGGAAGGAAGUUACUGUGCCCUAAAUUUAAAACUUUAAACUGUCAUUCAUAGUUUUCUAAUGUAAAUGCUUUGAAUAGUCAGGCACUUAUAAUUGACUCAGCUAUUUGACUUCUCAUAGGUUGAAUCACGAUUUGAUUACUGCACUGCACAUAUAGCCAUUAUACCUCCUUGUCAUAGUGUUAUUGCGUGUCAGGCGAAGGAUUUAACAUAGCAACAUCAUACACUCACAUUAAUCUUCACUUGUCUAAUGGCAUUUCACUUUUGAUCUUCUGCUUCUACACAGUCAUCAAAACAACACUGAUUUGCUAAUAAAGAUAAUAUUUUUCA
This is a messenger RNA of Entelurus aequoreus (snake pipefish), 1272 nucleotides long. RefSeq names its product protein phosphatase 1, regulatory (inhibitor) subunit 14Aa (gene ppp1r14aa). Gene Ontology annotation, molecular function: protein serine/threonine phosphatase inhibitor activity. Gene Ontology annotation, cellular component: cytoplasm. Gene Ontology annotation, biological process: regulation of phosphorylation. Lineage: Eukaryota; Metazoa; Chordata; Actinopteri; Syngnathiformes; Syngnathidae. The transcript is spliced from 4 exons. The coding region runs from base 271 to 759 and encodes 162 amino acids. The record is from RefSeq and is a predicted model, not a curated record.